AACACACGAGGUCAAAGUUCGUAUAUAUUAAAAUGCAACAAUGUGUAUAGUUCGUUAUUGAGGAUAAUGUAUAGAUUAUUUUACAUAGGGAAAGAUAUUUAUACGCUAUAGUUAAUUGUAACUGUUUAAUUUCAACUUAUGUUUACAUUAAAUGACAUCCUUAAGCCAACUUUACUAAUAUUGAUCGCUAUUUUCGUGUUAUACAUCUAUAAUCAUCUUGUUGUUAAAGAUUUGAAGCUUUGCUGCGAUAAUACAGCAGAGAAUUAUUCUCAUUAUGAUUUGGUCGUUGGAAUACUUUCAUCGCGCGGCAACUUUGAUUUGAGGCAAAGUUUACGUGAAUCAUGGGUUGGCUAUGCAAGACGACAUUCAUCUCUAAAUAAAAGCAAUCCAGUAUCAGACUCUCUUAAAUUAUUUGCUGAAAAUGAAAUGAUGCUUACCGUAUCAUGGCAAUGAUAGCGAGACGAAACUUAGCGUAAGUUA
Molecule: messenger RNA, 480 nt
Organism: Xenia sp. Carnegie-2017
Lineage: Eukaryota; Metazoa; Cnidaria; Anthozoa; Malacalcyonacea; Xeniidae
Exons: 4
Coding region: 139-453 (104 amino acids)
Source: RefSeq, a predicted model, not a curated record